Messenger RNA from Myotis davidii, 3229 nucleotides. RefSeq names its product clavesin 1 (gene CLVS1). The record is from RefSeq and is a predicted model, not a curated record. Gene Ontology annotation, cellular component: membrane. The transcript is spliced from 6 exons. Bases 361 to 1425 code for a protein of 354 amino acids. Gene Ontology annotation, molecular function: phosphatidylinositol bisphosphate binding. Lineage: Eukaryota; Metazoa; Chordata; Mammalia; Chiroptera; Vespertilionidae.
AGUCUCCAGCGCUCGCACACACGCCUCCUACCAAAAUCACAGCCCAGUGGAGCCGGGCUCUCAUUCACAGCUUUCUAGAGAAAUCUGAGCCCGAACCUGCCAGAAUAGGGGAUCUCACCUACUCAGCUCAGCAGCGCGGACACCUGCAGAAACACAUUCCCAAAGCCAGGCUGGGCGGCCGUGUAAAGUGGAAAUGGCCUCGCUUCUGCUUCCCUUUUGGAGCGCUGCCACCACAUAGGACCUGGAUGUCCUGCUGUUUCCCAGGCACAGAACGAAGACGCUUGCUCUGUCUAUUUCGGUGGCAGCCUGGUCGUAAAACAACGGUGGAGCGGGCCAGGGUUCCAGCAGACCGUCACGUGAAUGGGACCAGUUUCUCUCCUUCCCAAGUAUCAGCAAGUAAACCCUUGGAAAGGAGAUUUGGCCAAGAUGACCCACUUACAGGCUGGACUCAGUCCAGAGACUAUAGAGAAAGCUCGGCUGGAACUGAAUGAAAACCCAGAUAUUUUACACCAGGAUAUUCAGCAGGUCAGGGACAUGAUCAUCACCAGGCCUGACAUUGGAUUUUUACGUACAGAUGAUGCCUUCAUCCUGAGAUUUCUCCGAGCCAGGAAGUUUCACCAAGCAGAUGCCUUUAGACUCCUGGCCCAGUACUUCCAGUACCGCCAGCUAAACCUGGACAUGUUCAAAAACUUCAAGGCCGAUGACCCUGGCAUUAAGAGGGCGCUCAUCGACGGGUUCCCUGGAGUGCUGGAAAACCGCGACCACUAUGGCAGGAAGAUUCUCCUGCUGUUCGCAGCCAAUUGGGACCAGAGUAGGAACUCCUUCACGGACAUCCUGCGGGCCAUCCUGCUGUCCCUGGAAGUCCUCAUUGAAGAUCCGGAGCUUCAGAUCAACGGGUUCCUUUUAAUCAUAGACUGGAGCAAUUUCUCCUUCAAACAAGCCUCCAAGCUGACACCUUCCAUUCUCAGACUGGCCAUCGAAGGGCUGCAGGACAGCUUUCCUGCCCGUUUCGGAGGAGUCCAUUUCGUCAACCAGCCCUGGUACAUUCAUGCCCUGUACACGCUCAUCAAGCCAUUCCUCAAAGACAAGACCAGGAAGCGGAUUUUCCUGCACGGGAACAAUUUAAACAGCCUUCACCAGCUCAUACACCCGGAGUUUUUGCCCUCUGAGUUUGGAGGAACCCUUCCUCCUUAUGACAUGGGAACUUGGGCCCGGACAUUACUCGGUCCCGACUAUAGUGAUGAAAAUGACUACACUCACACGUCCUACAAUGCGAUGCACGUGAAACACACGUCCUCCAACCUGGAGAGGGAGUGCUCCCCCAAGCCGAUGAAGAGAUCUCAGUCUGUGGUAGAAGCUGGGACCCUGAAACAUGAGGAGAAGGGAGAGAAUGAGAACACUCAGCCACUCUUGGCUCUGGACUGAACCCCGAGUCGCUCCAUGUUCCCGCAUAUCGCCAGCCGCCGGUGGUAUCAGCCACCUAGGAAGCACAUGCGCAACUGACCCCACAGACAGGUACGGCUUGACACAAGGCUCUCCACUCUUCCCACCCAGUAAUGACUGUCACCAGCCAUUGGUCGAAGCAGCCAAAGUUGAACAAAGACUUGAGAGAUGCUUUUUUUUUUUUCCAAUGAGGGCAUUGGGUAGAGGAUAAAGCAAGGCAGUUACGUAAUCAAGAUUUUCCUCCCCCACGUUUAUGGUAUUAAAUGCAUUACUAAAUUUGAUGCACACACUGCAUUAGAACAAGGAUUUUUCUGAGGCAUCGCCCAGAGACCUUCUCCCGUUUUUGCAAUUUAAGAUUAAGUGCAUUUCCGAGUAGAUACAUCACAAUUGUCAAGUUUAAUGUAGUGCAGAGCCCUGAGACAAUGGUAUCUCCAGUAAUUUCCAUUCUUAUUGAAUUAUUUUCUUUGACCUCAUCACCAGCAUCAAGUUAUUCAGCCUCAGAGCAAGUUCUCUGAGGCCUGGCUAUGUUCAGAGGCUGCUUAUUUUGAUAUCCUGCAAAAACGAUUUUGACAUCACAUCUUUUGUCAGGCUACCAGCUGAUCAUCAUGAGCUGACAUUAAAAGAAGGCACACAAUGUGAAAUAUGAUUAUUUCCUCUUAGCAAUGUGACUUCCACAGGCAAUGUGUGUCUGCAGAUGGGGUCCCAUUGGAAACAUGUCAGUGAUUUAUAAAUCCAUUCACGUUGCCUCACUUGGGUCACUACAGCAAAGAAAAGUGCCGCUAAACAGGCAAGUACUGAAAAUAAGAGAAAACUAGGAAUGCAGGAUGAAAUGCCAAAGAUCAUUGUAUUUCUUUGUCUAUUCUCCUUGGAAAUGGAGCCCCCAACUAUCCAUUCAAAGGAAAUUAGAUAAAAUUAAAGAUAUCAUAGGACAUGAUAUCCUUACCUGUGCCAUUUUUCCCCCAAAACCAGCUGUAUGUUUUCAGAUGACAUGGCCAUCCAUGAGUAUAACCAGUGGGUGCUCAAUGCCAAAUAAAAAUAUUUUAGUUGAUGGGCAGUAAAAUAUGAUUUCACAUUUUAAGAAUUUGGGAGGGUUGUUAGCUAAAAAUUUCAAAGGAAAGAGGUGAUUCAACUGGCCAUAAAUCACCCUCGAUGGCUAUUAUUACUAAUUUUUUUCUACUGGUAGAUAAUAGAAGUAAUUUUUGUAUUCACCCUUGAAAUAAAAUUGAAAUAGAAUUAAUAACAUUUCUCAAUUGCAUUGCAGUAUUAAAACCAAUUUUUUUGUGUAGACAUUUCAAAUAACAAAAUAAUAUGGAAAUAAUUCUACCAAUGCAGUGACUGAAAUACUUUUCUUAUACACCAUGACAUAGGGAAGAAAGAUGAAGAAUUAAAGUGAAUUAGAAAAUCCAUUUUAUUACCUGGGUUUAUAAGGCAGUUGUGGAAUCCAAGUACUUAAAAUGCUAUUGGAGUCAGUUAUUGCCAACCCUCUGCAACAGUAAAAACAAUUCUGGCUUUUCAAUUGGCAAUCUUUAGAAUCCUGUAGUGACCUGAUUUUAAAUACCACGUGAUAAUUGCUAAGAGCUAGUUCUCACUCUAUUCCAUGGCUUCAUUACAUGAAUGUAAGAUGAUGGUUCAAUGAUGACAACUUACACUUUGAAUUUCUUUGUGUAUGCAAUAUACACACAAGAACCAAAUUCUGUAAGUGACAUGAAUGUUACCACAUGAGCACUGGAUUGUAUUGUCCUCUGUCAGUCAUUUCCUCUGUUCAAUAAAUACUGAAGGACACAAA